Molecule: messenger RNA, 1566 nt
Organism: Myripristis murdjan (pinecone soldierfish)
Lineage: Eukaryota; Metazoa; Chordata; Actinopteri; Holocentriformes; Holocentridae
Gene: mtif3
Product: mitochondrial translational initiation factor 3
Exons: 4
Coding region: 135-1022 (295 amino acids)
Biological process (GO): mitochondrial translational initiation; ribosome disassembly
Cellular component (GO): mitochondrion
Molecular function (GO): ribosome binding; translation initiation factor activity
Source: RefSeq, a predicted model, not a curated record
ACUGCAGACUGUCGAAGCCAAACUUUGGCAAUUAACUCAUUGGCGAGAUAGCACCGACUUUGUAAAGCAGAGAGUAACUCAAGUAUCAACAAAGUGUGUCAGUUUAAUGUUUGCUGGUUAAAAGCCAAAGGUGGAUGCCAGGUGAGACUAAGGCUAAGGCUAAGGGUAUGUCUGCAGGUUGCCUCAGGUGCGUUGUAAGCCAUGCGGUCAGGGCUGCGUGUGGUGCAGGUGUUAGUCCUGCCUACCGGACGCCAGCCUCCAGGUUCCUCAUCUGCAGUGAGAGAUACAACAACAUCGCCCCCUCCUGGAGGUACUCUCCAUUCUCCACUGCAGUAGAUGACUCUGAACAGAACCCUUCACCCAAGAAAAAAAAGCAAGACCCUCGGGCUCGCGCCACAAUCAGCAGUGUCGGCCGUAAGAUCCCGCAGCGCCACCUAGAGAUAAUCAGUGAGACAGGUGAAAACAUGGGCACCAUGCACCGUGCGGACGUCAUCAGAAUCAUGGACCAGCAGAGCCUCAAACUGGUGCUUCUCAACGAGCACAAAGAUCCUCCCGUCUACCGCCUGAUGAGUGGCAAACAGAUCCAUGAGGAGCAGCUGAAGCUGCGUGAAAAACAGAAAGCCAAGGCAGCUCCUGUUCAGGUGAAGGAACUCACCUUUUCCUCUGAUAUCAGCACCCAUGACCUUACCACCAAGCUGAAACAAGUCCAGAGCUGGCUCGACAAGAAGCACCAUGUGAGAAUUACUCUGCGAUCGGGACGCAGGGAAGCCGCUGCCGCCCUGGACACAGCUCUGGAGCAGAUGGUGCAACAAAUAGAGGUAGUGGUGGGAUUUGUUUCCAAGCCAAAAGUCGUACGUGAUGGUCAAGCAGCCAUGUGCAUUCUCCGUCCACCUUCAGCAAAGGAACUGUCGCAAAAGGGCCAAAACAAGGCCUCAGCAGUGCAGUCCUCUGAUUCCAGCUCACAGCCCAGCACAGCCCCCGUCGGCCCCACACACACAACAGAGGGCUCCGUGCAGCAGUGAGCUGAAGGACAAAGUCGUUUUCAACCUCUGUGUGCACUGGAUGAGCACUGCAGAGAAACUGGACUCCAUAACCCAGACGUCAUACAGAUGUUCAGUGUGGAUUCCAUCGUUAGGCUCCUCACAGUUUGUAAUAUGGGAAUUAACAACAACGUGUUUGAUUACAAAGGCUGGCUGCAUAAUAAGGAUUCAUCUAGCAAGAGGGAUACCAUACAGACCCAGUUUGACAGUCCUUUGUUCAGAUGUACACCGGGAAAUGAUUUUUUCUUUCCAGGUUAUCUGCUAGAUUUUUUUUUUUUUUUUACAGAAAAGAAACAAUAAAUGUACAAUUUUCAUGUGCUUGUCUUAUAAUGCCAUAAUCACUGUAACAAAACAAAUCACAUGUUUUUUGUAAGGUGCUUAUCAUUUCAUCAAUUUCUCCAUUCUGCAUUAUGAACAGCAGUGUUGUGCGAUUGAAGUGUGGAUAAAACAUGCCGAGGUUCCUGAGGGCCUUGAAAAUACGUUGACAUCUGGAGAUUUGUGAGAAAUAAAAUGUUUUUGAAAAUCA